GACCAUUCUUGGUUGCAUUCGGGCAGGGGCGGUUGGGUUUUGGGGUAUUUGGUAAUUAAUAUUAUUUAGUUUGACGUAUAUUCCAUGUUCGACAUUUACAUUUACAAAAACGUUUGUCUCUUUCGUUUUCAUAUUGUGUCGUCGUUAGUUGUCGGGUAAAUUCGUUUUUGGUCAAAUUACACACAAAUUAAAUACAAUACUGAUAAACUUUUGGACAUUCGCAAGUGCGUGUUAUUGGUUUCGUCGUUCGUUGGAUUACGUACAAGUUUAAAAGAUAUAUAAGCACCGUGAAAAAAAAAAAAAUCGUUGCCAGCCGAUUUCUGCUGGCCAGAAAAUGGUACGAGGUCAAAAUGUUGAAGAAUUGUUGCUGGAAAAAUCCGUGGAGAAGGAGUGUAUGAGAAAGUGUGAAGGACAGUUGUCGCCAUCGUCAAAGACAAACAGCUGUUCAUCCUGUAAAAUUGUUGAAGGAACGUCAGAAAUGGCACAAGAUGAUAACACUCCCUGUUGGGAUAGUUUGCCAAGUGUUAUUUUACUGGAAAUUUUUUCUUAUCUCCCACAAUGUAAUCGUUUACAAGCCUCACAGGUUUGUAAAAAUUGGAGAUACGCAUUGUUCCAUCCAAGUUUUUGGAAAAAAAUCACAUUUUCUUUUAAAGAUGAAGAUAGUGUGGCAUGGGCAAGAUUUUUGAUGAGUUGCUUUGGUCUGAGUGUUCAAGACGUCACAAUAAGUUGCGAAACAUCUGGUGUCUAUGUGAAAGAAGCAGUAAAUCUUUUAAAAAAAUUAAGCAACAAUAAACAACUUCGGAAAUUAUUUUUGGAACCAACUAAUUGUCCAUAUGAGUGGCCCAUUAGACGAAUAGAAAACGAAGAUGAUUGGAUUCGAACAUUUUCAAGUUCCGUUAUGGAAUCACUUGUAAAGAUAAUUGAGACAUCAAAUUGUUUAGAAGGACUGAGUUUAGGAUGCAUCGAAGAAUUAACAUCGAGUGCCAGUAUGAUUUUGGAACCUUUACAACAUUAUCAUGCCAAACACUUGACUUCCCUUUGUUUAGCAUCGGUAAAAGAUGAUCCUGAUCAUUAUGAUUUUUUGGAAUUAGACACUAGUCUUUUUAGUUCCUUUUGUCGAUUAACUGUCUUGACAAUUGAUUAUGAUUAUGUCAAUGAUACUUUACUUAAUUCUUUGGAUAAUGGAGUACUUGAGAAAUUUGUUAUUCACGUUCAUGGCUUAGAUGAUGAUUAUCCAGGAACUUCCAAUCAGGCAUGGGAGAAUUUUACUCAAAAAAAUCACGCUUGCGAAUUGCGUUUGAAUUUGAUUCAUGCUUAUGUGGCUGUAAAAGAUCUUGAUUCAAAAAUUCUUCAACCUGCAAUGCCUCUCACACAAUUGAAAGCACUUUUUUGCGAACAUAUCAACAUAAGUGCAUUGCAUUGUAUAUCAAUUUGGUAUCCAAAUACAUUACAAUCGCUCGUUUGGAUUGAUUCAGUUGAUCAUACAAAGGAUUUGCCGGCAACUUUUGAUCCUCACGAACCAAAUAGUCCGGAUCCAUUAGUUGUUGUGGCCUGGAAAUGUACGAAAUUAGUGGAAAUGGUUUUCAUAGGACAUAAGUAUGCUCAGGAAAAUUUAUUAGCAAUUGCUCGACUUCGUGGAAAUACACUUCAUCGACUUGUAUUCUCUGAAAGUGAUAUCGCAGCUGAUGAGGCAUCGUACGACGGUGAUAAUAUUAUGGAAGAAAUCAAGGAAAUUUUAGGAUCUCGUUGGGAUCCGAUAAGUGAUUUAAGACUUCCAGCGGUCGUUAUUGAUCCUUUAAUUGGAGAUAGUCGAGAAGUAAUAAUGCCAAUGGUUCUUCACGAUCAAAAGUAAAAAUUCUAUUCACAAGUUCCAAGCCGAAGUCUUUCAACCAUCUCAAUCGUUUUAAUUUCUUUGAAACAAGAACAACUGUCAAGACUGUGUGUGCAAGUGUGAUCCUUUCAUCUCUUAUUUUGCCCGUCGAUUCCAUUUAUAUCACCAUUUGUAUACAUUUUUCUGGUGUCUCCGUUUGAAUGGUGUUUUAAAUUAUCAAUUCUGCAAAAAAAAAAAAAUUCAUCCUUUUUGAAUCAUAUAACAGGGAUGCAAAUGACGUAAGUAGCAAUUGAUAGUCCAAAUAACUUAGAAAAAAAAAAACGAUAUUUUAGAACAAAAUAUUGUAAUUUGUCCACCGUUCUUCGACCAAAUAAUUACCAAAAUAAUCAAAUAUGAAUCGAAUCUUCAGGAUAAACUUUUAAUUGAUAUGGGUUUCAUUUUUUAAAAAUAGACCCACAAUGUGUUUGCCUCAAAAAAAAAAAAAAUGGAAAUAGAAAAACAGUCAGGGAAUUCCAUUUAAGUCUCUAUGUGUGAGAAAAACAUUGACUACUCGAUUAUUGUAUUUUAUAUCAAAUUUCCUGAGGAAAAUCGCAUUUGUCACUAAAAAAAACCAACUAGACAACAGGGCCACGUUAGGGCCCCAUGUGACCUAAAAAACCCAUUAAACAGGGUAAUAUUAAUGUAUAAUAAAUAACGAAAAAAAAAAAAAAAAUAAGAGAAAGAAAGUGAAAAGAAAAGAAAUAGCUCCAUGAUAAAAAAAUAAAGACGUCCGAUUUAGAGAAGAAGAGGUCUGAAUUCCUAAGAUCUUCCAUCAGAAAAUUUUAGUCAUGAUUCACAUCGUAGUUAGGGACGUUUACAGAUAUUUUUCCAACUUGCUGGCAAUUUAGUUUGUAGAAAAACAAAAACAAAAAAAAAAAAAAAUACAAAAAACGAGUGAAAGUGUUAACAAAAAAAAGAAUGAACGGGAAAUAGGGGGAAAGAAAGAACGAAUGAAAAAUUUCAACAUCAAAACACAAUAAAAGUCAGAAAACGAAAGAAAAAAAAAAAUUAUUUUACAUAAAUCGUUUUCAAAAAAAAUAUAUAUAUCUCGAUACAAUAUAUAUCUAUGUGUCUCGAGUAAAUAUCGAUUAGCAAUCCGAGGUUAUUUUUAAUACCAAAACCAAUCGGAUGCAAGUGUACAAAAAAAAAAAAGAAGAAGAACAAAA
This is a messenger RNA of Leptopilina boulardi, 3036 nucleotides long. RefSeq names its product F-box only protein 33. The transcript has 7 exons. The coding region runs from base 335 to 1852 and encodes 505 amino acids. Gene Ontology annotation, cellular component: SCF ubiquitin ligase complex. Gene Ontology annotation, biological process: SCF-dependent proteasomal ubiquitin-dependent protein catabolic process; positive regulation of protein ubiquitination. Gene Ontology annotation, molecular function: protein binding. NCBI's taxonomy places the organism in Eukaryota, Metazoa, Arthropoda, Insecta, Hymenoptera, Figitidae. The record is from RefSeq and is a predicted model, not a curated record.